Messenger RNA from Myotis myotis, 1368 nucleotides. It is a transcript of the gene B3GNT4, whose product is annotated as UDP-GlcNAc:betaGal beta-1,3-N-acetylglucosaminyltransferase 4. The coding region runs from base 4 to 1071 and encodes 355 amino acids. The record is from RefSeq and is a predicted model, not a curated record. Gene Ontology annotation, molecular function: hexosyltransferase activity. The transcript has a single exon. Gene Ontology annotation, cellular component: membrane. Lineage: Eukaryota; Metazoa; Chordata; Mammalia; Chiroptera; Vespertilionidae.
GCCAUGUUCCGCAGGCUGGGCUGGCUGGUCCUGUACAGCCUCGCUGUGCUGCUGCUCAGCUGCCUGCUCUUCCUGAAGAAGGAGGCCAAGCCAGCCCUUCUGGGCUCCCCCACCGCCCGCCAGCCCUUCUGGGCUCCCCCGGGGCCCCGCCGCAGCCACUGUCCACCCAACCACACUGUGGCGAACGCCUCCCUGUCCCUGCCUAGCCGGCACCGUCUCUUCUUGACCUAUCGCCACUGCCGCAAUUUCUCCAUUUUGCUGGAACCUUCAGGCUGUGCCGACGACGUCUUUCUGCUCCUGGCCAUCAAGUCGCAGCCUGGCCAUGUGGAGCGGCGUGCGGCCAUCCGCAGCACGUGGGGCCGGGUGGGAGACUGGGCUGGGGGCCGGCAGCUGAAGCUGGUGUUCCUCCUAGGGGUGGCAGGACCCGCACCCCCUGCCCAGCUGCUGGCCUAUGAGAGUCGGGAGUUUGACGAUAUCCUCCAGUGGGACUUCACUGAGGACUUCUUCAACCUGACGCUCAAGGAGCUGCACCUGCAGCGCUGGGUGGCGGCUGCCUGUCCCCAGGCCCACUUCAUGCUAAAGGGAGAUGACGAUGUCUUUGUCCAUGUGCCCAAUGUCCUGGAGUUCCUGGACGGCUGGGACCCAGCCCAGGACCUCUUGGUGGGAGACGUCAUCCGCCAGGCUCUGCCCAACAGGAACACCAAGGUCAAGUACUUCAUCCCACCCUCCAUGUACAGGGCCCGCCAUUACCCGCCCUAUGCUGGGGGUGGAGGGUAUGUCAUGUCCAGAGCCACCGUGCAGCACCUCCGAGCAGCCGUGGAAGAGGCCGAACUCUUCCCCAUCGAUGACGUCUUUGUGGGUAUGUGCCUGAGGAAGCUGGGGGUGAGCCCCAUGCACCAUGCUGGCUUCAAGACAUUUGGAAUACGGCAGCCCCUGGACCCCCUGGACCCCUGCCUGUUCAGAGGGCUCCUCCUGGUGCACCGGCUCAGCCCCCUGGAGAUGUGGACCAUGUGGGCACUGGUGACAGAUGAGGGGCUUAAGUGCGCUGCUGGCCCCUUGUCCCAGCUCUGAGGGGUGGGCUGAGUGGAUUGAGUGUAGAUUUUCCUGUCAUAGAAAUUGAGAAACUUGAAACUUGACCCAUGAUGGUCUACAGGAAAUGCUUAGUUUUUGUAACCCCCUCCCAAACUUUUCUAACUUUGAUUAAAAACACUGAAACCUGGCUAACCUGGACCAACACGUGUUGAAUGGUUCCCCAAGCACAGCAAAUGGGGGAGGGGGGUGAAGGGUCGGGGGGCUCCUGGAGCCCUUUGGCAUUCUGCCAGUCAGAGGAGGAGGGUGAAAGUGAGAGGCUGCAGAGGACCCCAGAAA